GAGGGGUGCGGCGGCGGCGCUAUGGGGCGUCACCACCACGCCAGAUCCCUUCCUCGCCGCCAACAGCAGCCGGCGGGCCAGAUCGGGCGCUGACUAAAUCUGGCGCCUAAGCACCCGCACGCCUACGCCGCAGCCACGGCCGGCCAAGCUCCAGGCCACGCCACUCCACCCACCCAGAGAAGGAGAAGCGCGAGACGAAGCAGAGGGCCGCCGGGGAGCGCCGCGACGGCCGCAGCGCCGGAGGCCGAGCCUUCCCCACCUGGAGCGGUCGCCGUCGUGGAACGACGCCGCGCGCGCGAGCGGGAAGCCCCGCCGCCGCCGUCCGCCGCGCGGGCUUCGCCCGGCGGUUUCCUCCGGCGGCGGCGCGGCAGGGGAGCCGGGGAGAGGGGGUGGCGAAGCAGAGUGCCUUCCUGAACAGAAGCUCUCCACCGGUGACUCCCAACUCCCAAAGCAAGCAAAAGAUGCUCAAGAGACUGAUGGUUGAGAAGAGUGGAUAGGCACCUGACAUGUCACUCUCCUCAUAAGCUUGCUGAGCUGAGCUCAACUCUAGAGAGAGGGAGAAGAUGAUCAAAGGGUGCGCGGCAAUGAAGAUGGCGAGCAGUGCGCCCCUGUGUCAGCCUCAUGGUCCUUGUGUUCGUCGGGGAAGGAUGGCAGGCCCGGUCCAGAGCAUCACCAGGGCAGAGAUCGACCAUUUCUGGCGCAGAAAGAAGCUGGAGGAAGAGGAACUCCCGCUCGAUGACGAGAAGGAGGCAGCAAGGAUCAAAGCCAAGAGUCUCAAGCAAGAAGAAUACAUGCUUUUUGAACAAAGGAUAAACGGGAUUAUAGGCGAGAAAACAGAGACAGCCGAGAUGAUGGAGGAGGGAGAGAUCGCCAGGAACAUCGAGAUACAAAUUGGCAUCAAGGAUUGGUGGAGGAAAAGCAGUUAUGCAUAUCUAAAUCAACCAGCAGUAGCAUCCAUUGAUGACAACAGCAGUUGGAAGGAGAACACCGGAUAUAUUCCGCAGAAGAUGCAUUUUAGGUGCUCCCCGCCAGCAGUUUACCAGAUGAACGUGACUGCUUUCGGGAUCUUCUAAAUGCUGAUACCAAGGAUAAUGUGAACCAUAGGGAUGCAUUUUCCUUAUGCGUCUCAAUAUGAGUUUGAGUCAGAUAAUAAGUUUGAUGAAAAGGGUACUUCUUGAGUCAAGCAUGGAACAGCCUUAUCAUUUACGAUACAAGUAGUAUGUUUGGGGAUGCAGUGAAUUUAA
Messenger RNA from Triticum dicoccoides, 1244 nucleotides. RefSeq lists its product as uncharacterized. Lineage: Eukaryota; Viridiplantae; Streptophyta; Magnoliopsida; Poales; Poaceae. The coding region runs from base 564 to 1073 and encodes 169 amino acids. The transcript is spliced from 3 exons. The record is from RefSeq and is a predicted model, not a curated record.